GAGGAGAUUGAGGAGGUGUCUGCCAUUCCGGAAGUGAAGGAGAAGAAGAAGAGAAGAAAUGCUUUGAGGAAGGGGUCGGAAGGUGAAGAGGUCCGAGCUAUGCAGGAAGCAUUGCAAAAACUAGGAUUUUACUUGGGUGAGGAAGACAUGGAGUUUUCCAGCUUCUCAAGCGGGACCGAACGUGCUGUCAAGACUUGGCAAGCCUUCUUAGAUGCCCCUCAAGAUGGCAUAGUGACUGCAGAACUUCUUGAACAAUUAUAUAUGGUGGCACAAAUUGAGGGUCUGGAUAACAAAGGGAGUACUCUGACUGCUACACAAAAGGAAGAUACAAAUGGAGCUGCAGUUACUUCUGCAACAGAAAUUUCAGAGGUCCAGAAAACACUUGUGAAAGAAGGUGUUACAGAAGUAGAGGUAUCUGAGCAUCGUGUUUUUCUCCUUGGAGAGAACCGCUGGGAAGAUUCUUCUAGACUUAGCAGGAACCAAAAAAAUAGGAGGUGAAAGCAAGACAAUGAAUACCACAAGAAGGUGUCUUACUUGUCGAGGGGAGGGUCGCUUAUUGUGCACAG
This is a messenger RNA of Prunus avium (sweet cherry), 566 nucleotides long. The record is from RefSeq and is a predicted model, not a curated record. NCBI's taxonomy places the organism in Eukaryota, Viridiplantae, Streptophyta, Magnoliopsida, Rosales, Rosaceae.